This is a messenger RNA of Phoenix dactylifera (date palm), 1336 nucleotides long. RefSeq names its product transcription factor MYB74-like. The record is from RefSeq and is a predicted model, not a curated record. NCBI's taxonomy places the organism in Eukaryota, Viridiplantae, Streptophyta, Magnoliopsida, Arecales, Arecaceae.
GCUAACCAUUCUCGUUCGCAUAAAAAGGGAGAGCUCUCCAACCAACCAACGGCGGAAGAGGAAGACAAACAGAGAGGAGAGAGGAACUAGAUAAUAUAACAAGAGGAUCAAGAAGUUGAAGGCAUGGGUCAUCACUCCUGCUGCAACCAACAGAAGGUUAAGAGAGGCCUGUGGUCUCCUGAGGAAGAUGAGAAGCUCAUCAGAUACAUCACCACCCAUGGCUAUGGCUGCUGGAGUGAAGUCCCAGAGAAAGCAGGGCUACAAAGAUGUGGGAAGAGUUGCCGCUUGAGAUGGAUCAAUUACUUGAGGCCCGACAUUAGACGAGGAAGGUUUACACCAGAGGAGGAGAAGUUAAUUAUCAGCCUCCAUGGCAUUGUUGGAAAUAGGUGGGCUCACAUAGCAAGUCACUUACCAGGACGAACAGACAAUGAGAUCAAAAACUAUUGGAAUUCAUGGAUUAAAAAGAAGAUAAGAAAGCCUAGCACGCCUCCAUCAACAAGCCCGCCAAGCAUAGAGCUAGUCCAACCAGGGUUCAACUCUGUCGAUCAACUCGAUGCCAUCAUCAACCAAAGUCUAUCCACAAAGCCAGCUCCUGAUAACAUAUUUUCCACGCAUUGUCCUAUGUUCAUGUUCGACACGAGCGCCGGCGAUAGUCGCCCGGGCUGCAGUGCAAGAGAGGAGCUCGUCCAAGAUGUUGCAACUCUAAAUUCCGACAUAUGGAACCCUCAGAAUCAAGACCAAGCAGUACUGCCUCCUCUCCUCAAUUUCUCGAGCGGCAUGGACUCAACCUAUUUGCCAUCCUUGGUCGAUGGCAUGGGAAACAUGGUGCCCAUGGAGGCACAACCAUGUUGUGUGGGAGAUGAUGGGGACACAAGUGGGGAGUGCUUUGAGAAGCAAGAGCUGAAUGAAUGGAUGGACUCACAACAGUACUCCAGCCUUCUUAUUUGGGACCAGGUGCAAGGAUCCCUUGGUGGAGAAGGCCUCCCAACAGCUACAACCAGAACGGACAGCAUGGCUACUUCAUUCCCUUCAACUUUAUAAGGGAUUAAAUGAGGUGGAUAUCCUCUCUCUUUCUAACUCUCCCCAUCUCUAUCUAUAAUAAGGGUCUUCGACAUGUGGAGGUUAUUUAUUGGUUUGGUGUUCUUCUUUUCUUUGAAGUGAGGAGUUGUGAAGUUUCAUGAAGGGAUUGAGAUUGCAUGAGUGCAAUGUUCUGAAAUAUAAUAGAAGAUAACGAAAAAAGUCAACAAGGAAGUAGUUGUGAGUGAUAGCUUGUUCCAUGGGUCUUCUUUGGCUAUUUGUCAUGCUUCUGUCAAAUUGUAAAGGCUCCACUUUCUCA